AUGGUUCGCAGAAGAUCAUUGUCUAGAAGCGAAGUUGCUAAGAAGAUCAGCAAAAAGCGUGCAUCCAUAGGAAGAGAUGCAGAAUUACCUGUACCUGCUUCAAGCAGUAAAAAAGCCAACAAAAAAACUAAACCUCAAGUUCUGGACAUUGUUGAGUCAGAGGGAGAGGAAGAGAAUGUUAACACCACUUUCGAAGUGAAAUCCAGUGCUAAAAAAGCGAAGUUGGAUUCCGUUCCACCCGAGGAUCCUGACAGUGAAGAAGUUGAGGAGGUUGAGGAGCCUAUUGAACAGGUUGAGCCCGUUGAGCCCGUAGAAGUAGUGGAAAAACCUGAGAAGACUGUCAAAAAAACGGUCAAGAAAUCUGUUCCUGCGAAAGCUGUGGGAGAAUCUAAGAAGCCAAAAAGUGCUCUAUCUACCGAAGAAAUUCGCAAGUCCACUAGAGUCAAAAUGCCAAUUGAGUACUACAAAGCUUCGUUGCCAAUUAUUGGGAAAAAGAAGCGUAAAGCUCCGUCGGCCAAAGAGACUAUGGGUGAGAGCCCUAAAAAGUCAAAGAAGUCUGCUGAAGAUGUUAAAGCGGUGAAAAAGCGUACUUCCAAGAAGACUGCUAAUAAGAAAAAUACCGAAGAGGCAGAAGUAUCAGCUGAGACCAAUGACGAGUCGACCGAGAUGGAAGAAGGAUCUCCGGAAGAGGGAUCUCCUGUCAAGAAAACUACUAAGAAAACUCCAGCUAAGAAAGCCCCUGCAGUGAAACAGGCUGUGGUCAAGGCAAAGAAAGUUACUGAAGUCAAAGAGAAGAAAGCUGAAGCCAAAGAGAAGAAAGCUGAUUCGAAGAAGGAGACUGUAGCCAAGAAAGAGAAGACAGUUUCUAAGAAAGAGGAUAAGACACCUCAAAAAAAGAAUGCUGACAAGCAAAAAAAACAAGUAAGCGAAGCUGAAAACGAGGUCGCAAAGAAGCGCGGUGCUCCUAAAAAGAAAACGUCGUAA
Auanema sp. JU1783 is the source of this 984-nucleotide messenger RNA. Lineage: Eukaryota; Metazoa; Nematoda; Chromadorea; Rhabditida; Rhabditidae. The record is from the annotation of a GenBank genome assembly.